This is a messenger RNA of Aplysia californica (California sea hare), 2865 nucleotides long. RefSeq lists its product as uncharacterized. The record is from RefSeq and is a predicted model, not a curated record. The coding region runs from base 574 to 1314 and encodes 246 amino acids. The transcript is spliced from 7 exons. Lineage: Eukaryota; Metazoa; Mollusca; Gastropoda; Aplysiida; Aplysiidae.
CCUCGAGCAGGGGCUUUUUUUCGGUCCGGUUCAACCUAGAUAUUGCGUAGUUUUGUAUCCGGGUUGGCCUACUUAGCUGGGGGGGUUUUCUUGUGCCGGAACGGUUGUUUUAUAGUUGGUUGGUUGGAAAAGGCAGCGGUAGUUUGAGCAGUUGGACAUUUAUCUUGAGUCGGGAUAGGGAGAACGUUUGCACACACAGGAGACAGCAAUCGACAAGCUUCACAGACAACUACCAAAGGACACAGCUGUGCAGAAAAACAAACGAAAAAAAUAAAUAAUUAAGAGUCAUCUAUUGUUCGAAAUCAGAAUUCCUGUGACGUCAGUGAUUUUAGUUGAACGUCAGUUUUUGUGCGAAGUUAUAUCUUGCAAAUUUAAUAUUUUGAGCUUCGUCAACUCUUGUGUGGAAUCGACUCUCGCCCGCGAAACUUCAACUCUUGAUUUCAAGUCGUCGCCUGUUAUACUGUCAGAAGUGCGGACGUCAGAUCUGAAGGGUUUUGCAACGCCUGCUCGUGUGUGACGUUAGUUCUGGAAUAAAAUCGACGCUCGUCUCUGAAGUCGUUUGCAAAGUCAACCAUGAUGUUUUCAGAAUGUAUCAAGAAGAAGAGAUGGGUGGUCCUCGCUGUGCUGUUUGGGAUGUCCUUUAUUGCCGUCUCUUCCUACCUGGCUUACCGAGAGCUCUACAAAGAGAAGGAGAAAAAUCUCAUUGUAGCCGUGUACGGGGCAUUUUUCCGCACUCCCGAAGAAAUUAAAAAACUGGAGGAGUUUCAUAGCAAGGAGGACAAGGUGCCCGAGUCACAGGAGGAGGCAGUGAAAAGUUGUAGCUUUACUUGUAAAGCGACAACGAUUCCUUCACCCACACCAUCGCUAGCUACACCAGCCGCCUAUGUACAACGACAACAUGCAGACUAUGGCAACCAAAACAGCAGUGACCUCAUCACGGAUGAAUAUGACAACUUUACGUUGUCCGAAGUAGGGCUGGUGGCUGGUGUGAGGGAGAAAGUGCAGGAGAUUCCCCAUGGCUGCUGUUUGUCACGUCGUGUGUACAGAAGUCCAGACACUCUGGAGGACCAAGAUGGGCAGGAACGUCGUUUGGUACACCUGUCACACGCCCGUCAGUAUUUUGCUCAGGAUGAAUGCAGACAGGCGAGGGGCUGCAGUGGCUGUGAAUGCCGACAGACGUGGACUUAUCAUGUGGCCCUGGUCUGGAAAGAAGGUGACCACUCGGGCAACACUGAGGACUCCUGGGACAACUAUGAGCUGCAGAUGGUUAAAGCUCGUGGCUGCUGCAAAUGUUUUAAUAGUCGUAGCUCAUAAAGACAGCUUUCACGUUCGGUGAACAUUUUCAUACUGAUAGAAUAUGGAAAUAGUUUUGGACUGUAGUGAGUACAGGUAUUUUGAUGCUGGUGUCAGAAAAAGUUCCAAGCUAUGGUAAAUAUUUUGAUACUGUUAGCACAGAGAUAAACUUUCCAGCUACAGCAAUUAAUGCUUCACUGAUCGUGCGUAGCACAUGACAUGGAGAACGCUUCAAGCUACAGAAAAUGAUUUGAAGAUGGUAGCAUAAAGAGAGCUUCUAGUUACAGUAACUGUUUUUAUAAUGGUAGCUCACAGAGAAAGCUUCCAGCUACAGUAGCUUUAAUGACGGUAGCACGUUGAGAAAGCUUUCAGCUACAGUGCAAUGCUUUAAUCAGAGUACAUAUAGUGCACACAUAUGUUUGACAGCUACAGAAAUACUUGAUAAACAGUAGCACAUAGAGAUCAUUUUUUUUUAAAUUCAGCCCUACACAAAGAUGACUGCUAGCUGCAGUAAAAUAUGCAUAAUGACCGUAGGGCGCAGAGAAGUCUUUCAGCUCUAUAUAGCAAUAUCUCCCAGCCUCUUUAAUUAAAUGCUUUUAGUUUAAAGAGGCAGCUCCCAACUUAAGCAAAUGCCUUAACUAAAGACUAGAACACAGACGUAGUUCCCCAGUACUGUGAAUGGUGUAAUACCAAGAAACCAACCACCCCCUGCUAGUGUAAAUUCUGUAAAUACGGAAGUACACAGAGCUAGCUAUUUAUGGUUACUGUAAAUUAAUGGUUUACUGACGACAGCAGAUCAGAGAUAGCUCACAGCCAAUUUUUAUGCUUCAAUGAGGGCAGAACACAUUGUUAGCGUCUUAUGUAAAGUGAAAUGAGUAAAGUCAUGGAUUUGCCUAGCAACUAAAAACAUAACUAUUCCUCUGGGAUGUUCACUUGGAAUUUUUUUAAACCAACAAAGUAGAGAUUUUCUGAAACUUAAAAAAAAAUUUUUUAGUUCAAGUCCUUGACAGUAAGUAAACCCAUAGCACAAAUAUUUUUAUUAUCAUCAAUGAAAAUUCUCAUACUGAUUAUACAGCAGUCUCCCUCUUACAUCUCCCUCUCCGUGUUCGAAAAUUAUGGAAGUCAUAAAAAGAUUCCGAAGAUUAUAAGCUGCGAACUAAAUCAUUUUUAACAUGCACCAAAUCACGUGUGCACUGAAAAUGUAAAACCAGCCAGCCAGCUAUAUAAUAAAUGACUUCUCCACCCUUCACGUCCUGGGUACAGACCAUCUAGACUCUAAAGAUAUAGCGGGCAACAAUUCAUUUCUGAAGUAAAAAAAUCAUUAGCGACAUAUUGUCAUUUAAAAAGGCAAUCUUUAAUUUUUGACUAGAUCUAGUAUUAUUUGUAUUUUUACACUUUAUCAGCUCAAUUAGACCGACAGCAUAUUACUCCAUGACGAGAAGGACAUUAGAUCUAUUUAAUCUUGUUUAUAUUUUAUUAUGUUACGAUUGAUGUGGGGUACAUGUAUAUCAAUAUCAACGUUUUUACAAAUACAGUGUGUCAGUGAGUUGACCUAUUGCAGAAAGAUGAAAA